Sinocyclocheilus grahami is the source of this 1174-nucleotide messenger RNA. Its product is annotated as deoxycytidylate deaminase-like. The record is from RefSeq and is a predicted model, not a curated record. Gene Ontology annotation, molecular function: dCMP deaminase activity. Bases 62 to 469 code for a protein of 135 amino acids. Gene Ontology annotation, cellular component: cytoplasm. The transcript has 4 exons. Lineage: Eukaryota; Metazoa; Chordata; Actinopteri; Cypriniformes; Cyprinidae.
AACACACAGUGAAGGUGAGACAAAGAAGAGGCAGGGCUACCUGGAAUGGCCUGAGUAUUUCAUGGCUGUUGCCUUCUUAUCAGCACAGAGGAGCAAGGACCCCAGUUCUCAGGUUGGUGCUUGUAUUGUGAAUCAAGAGAACAAGAUAGUGGGUAUUGGCUACAAUGGCAUGCCCAAUGGUUGUGACGAUGACCUACUGCCCUGGUCUCGCAGUGCUGAUAACAAGCUGGACACCAAAUACCCCUAUGGUAUAAAGGAUGUGAUCUAUUUGUCAGACAAAUACCAUAACACUCCAGAAAUGACUGCCUCCAGACGGCUCCUUAACUUGGCGGGCAUCACGUACAAGCAAUUCAAGCCAAAGCAAGGCAGGAUUGUCAUUGAUUUUAAUUCAAUCAACUACCCCGGAUUGAAAACGUCCAGUGGUUUGGGGGGCAUACAGUCAUCACAGACUGAGGAAUUUGGAGCAUGACACUAAAUAUUCAUAAAACGCACUCAUUGUUUUUCUUGCUUAUGUACUGGUGAAGGUCAUUUUGGGUUUGACAGUGAUUACUAAAUAGAUGUAGUUCACUGUUGUGCAUUUUUUGUUUUAAACCUUUGUUUCUUCAAAUCUUGAAACGUGUUAACUAUUGUCAGUGUUUUGAAUGUUUUUCUUGAAUUUGUUUGCUCUAAUGCAUAACAUUAACAUUUUUUUUAUCAAUUUACAUGCAAAAUAGCAGCCGGUGUGUGACCUUGGCUGAUGUGCCUUUUUUAAUUGAUUCUUUUAGAGUUUCAGUUUUUAUGAUGAGUGGGUUGACAAUGAGAACAUUAAAAUCAAGCUGGAUGCCAACAUUAACCAAAUCAAAUGUGGUAUUUAACAUUUCUUUUAACCGUUUUGUAUUUUCUGUAACAAGGCUGAUUAUAUUUUGAUGUUCAUUUCACAAAUACUAAAUUACCCUUCCCUUUUCAAACAUUAACCACUGAUGGCUGUUUUGCUCAUAUUCCUAAGCUUUUGUAAGUACUGCAUCAGAUAAACCUCAUGUUCUGUCAAACCCCAAUCCACAGUUUUGUGCAUGUUGUGUCUCUUCAGGUUAGAACCCACAACUUAAGGUUUUAUUAAAAAAAGAGGAGACUUGCGUUUGGAGGGAACAGUUUGUAAAUGUUACAUAUCAUUAUACCGGGAUGACACUCCCAAAAU